Molecule: messenger RNA, 2149 nt
Organism: Brassica rapa (field mustard)
Lineage: Eukaryota; Viridiplantae; Streptophyta; Magnoliopsida; Brassicales; Brassicaceae
Source: RefSeq, a predicted model, not a curated record
CUGUCUUUUGGUCCAAUCAAUAAUCCAUAGCAAAGUUUUUUUUUUAUCAACCUGUCACGAAACCCUAAGAACUCUCUAUUCCUCAAGCCGUAGGUCUGAGUAACCGCUGGAACGCUCUUUAAGACUCUCUCAUAAAGGUUCACAUUCAAUCAUAGUUAAAUCGAUCCCCACAACGUAUUUCACCCCAUCCGUGCUCUUCAGCUUCUCUCUGAUCUCUCCGAAGCUAUGAUUUCCACAGAUUCAUCGCUCCUCUCUACUAAAAAUUUAGAAAACCUCUUGCAAGAACAAUGGCCGCUUCCCAUAUCUCUCUUUCCGAGUAAGCCAGGGCGUUGCACACGAACAAUUUUCGGGAAGCUAGAAAUGUGAAGAAAACUGGUGAACUCAUGGGUGUUGACAUGCUGUUCUUGGAUCAUAAGGGUCAUCUCUCACACCCAAGCGUCUGUAUCUGUUCAAGCUUUAGUGGCUUGAUCUUACGAGGAGAAACAAUCAUUUCAAGCUCUGUGAUUCCAUCGUCGCCAUCAGACUUGACGAGUUUACGAAGAUGGACGAAGUAACUAUUGUUGCAAACCUGAUUCCAUCGGAAAUAUUUAGGUUCCGUAGUGUUGAUCAACUCAUGGCUUUGGCUAAUACUAACGUCGAGCUACCAGACAUCAUUGGGGAGGUUUGACAUCAGGGCAACAUACAAUGAUGACACUCAGACCACCCAGCGUCUUUUGAUUAACAUUCGGCUAGAUAAGUAAAUUCUCUCACAACCUACAAAUUAAUGCUUUAUUUCAAAAAAAAAAAAUUGUCACCGGUGCCGGUAAUUUCUAAAUAAAGAACUUUCCUUUGCAGGGAAUCAACUGUAUGCGUUAGUGUUUACGAUAGCCUGGCUGAAAUCCUCCACAUGAGACUAGAAGCUGGUGUUGUCCACCUUAAAGUGAUGGUAGCAACCAACAUCAACCCCAAGUUUAUGGGAGGUCGUCGUUUCCUCAAUUCAACUUCUGGGAUACACUUUUACUUUGACAAUGAUGUGAUAGCAAGCCAGAGCUUAUUUGAGGAAUACAUUACUUUUUCCACACGUUUAUAAGGCCCAUGAUACAUAUGACUAUAUCCAUCUACUUAUUUCAUACCAUUUUCAGGCUGUCUUCCAGCAAUGACUCCACCAGUGAGAAGCAAUACCGUGGUGUGCAAAAGCUGGAGGCUAUUUCAGUAGGGGAGUUGAACAUCUACGUUCUGGAGACACCCCACAAGCUAUUGAGCGCUUAUGCAAAGCCACAAUUGUUUCUCUGGAAACUUCAAACAUAUGGUGUUACAUCUCAUGUGCCAAGUGUUCGAAGAAGCUCCAGCGAGGAAUUUAUUUCUUCUCAUGCUCUACAUGUUUCAAUGUAAAUGUUGUUGGGGUUGUCAGGUUGAGAUACUGAUGGGCGAAGGUGAAGAUACAGCUUUGAUUGUUGUAUUUGACUCUGCUAUGACCAAGCUGACAUGUGUCAGGGCUGCAGAGGUUGUGAAUCCAAUGGGACAGGGUGAUCAAGACCCAGCCGACUAUGAAUUUCCACAAUUGCUCCAGGACAUUGUUGGGAAUACAUACAUAUUCCAUCUCAAGCUCAAUGAGGCCAAUUUCUCAUCUCACCAUAAGUCCUUCACCGUCGCUAGGAUCUUUGACCACAAUGAGAGAAUCUCGGGUCCUACCUUUGCACCGCAUGGUGGUGGUAACAAUCAUGAUGAUGAUAUGCAUGGAUCAAAUUGUGCUUCUUGCAAGUACCAUCUUGGUGACUCCUCUACAGGUGGUAAUCCCCCGGAAGCUGGUGAUGAGCCCAUAGAAACAUCAGAUGCUGUGCAGCCAACAUCAAACACUGAGCAGAAGGAAUCCAUUGUUGAGAAUGUUGAUGACCCUCAUGGAUCACCAACAGAGAAUAAAUCCAAGAAAUGCUGAGCACCAUGGAGUAGCAUACCCAUCAUUUUCACCUAAGCUUUGGCUUUUUUAAAAAUUACUUUACAUUUUCAACUAAGGGUUAGGACACGUAAGUCCACCAUCUAAAUAAAUGUUUAGUUUGCUUCUGGUACUGUUACUCGGUGAAGAUUUGAACUUCUUUAUGUUUUCAAGAAAGGGUUAGGACACUUUGUCCCCCCUCUGAUUAAAUAUAUAUUAUGCUUCCGAGUUCUGAUA